Molecule: messenger RNA, 1005 nt
Organism: Rotaria sordida
Lineage: Eukaryota; Metazoa; Rotifera; Eurotatoria; Philodinida; Philodinidae
Source: the annotation of a GenBank genome assembly
AUGAUCAAUAUUUUAUCUUUGUGCACAUUAAUUAUUGUUAUAGUAAUCAAUUCUUUACCGGCUACACUUGCAUCUGGUGUAAUCAAUUGGAAUGGAAAUAAUUGGGCCAUGUCUUGUGAUUUCUAUGAAAAUGAUCUUUCUAAUGCUCAAAUUGCAGGAGAAGCUUGCGGUGGAAAAUGUGCCGAAACUCAAGAAUGUACUCAUUUUGCCUGGACCCAAUGGAAUGGAGGUACUUGUUGGAUGAAAAAAGGUUCAGUUUCCAAGGCCGAUGCUUUUCCAACCAAUGAUCCAAAUAUGGUCUGUGGUGUAAUCUAUGAAUCACAACCAUCCAAUGCAGAGAAAUCGAUUCAUUGGGCAGGAUAUCAGUGGUUUCUUCGUGAUGAUAAAAAUAGUGGACCUGGUCCAAAUAAUUGGGACUCGAAUAAUGUAUGGAUUGAUUCAAAUAAUAAAUUACAUUUGAAACUUCGUCGUUCACCCACAACAGGUGAAUGGACAUGUGCUGAACUGUACACCGAUGUUAAGUUUAGUUUUGGAACUUUUCGAUGGUUUGUAGAAGGACCAAUAGAUAAAUUUGACACCAACGUAGUAUUCGGUCUAUUUACUUACGGAGGUGUCGAUGGUACAAAUGAAAUUGAUAUUGAAGUAGCCAAAUGGGGUCGAACAGAGCCAGAAGCAUCGAAUUUCUUUUGUACAGUCUAUCCACAUUCAUUAGGUGUUGCUAAACAGGUAUCAUCUGGCACACGUAUAUCUCUUCAAGGAACGUAUACAACUCAUCAAUUUACUUGGACUUUUAAUAAUGUUCAGUUUCAAAGUCAACACGGUUUUCAAUCUUCACCAAAUCAAAAUAUUUUAUAUUCAUAUCAAACACCAGUAACAUUUACAUCAGUCAUGCCUUAUAUUAGUGCGCCUCUCCAUAUGAACUUAUGGGCCUUUCAAGGUAAACCGCCAACUAAUGGCCAAGAAGUGGAAAUAAUUAUUCAUGAUUUCAAGUAUAUUAAAGCAUAA